GUAACGCAAGUGCAUUAUGGGAGCAUGAGUCCUUUUCGCCAAUGCACCUCAUUGCUGGUUGCAAUGGCCGCGGCGCUGUAGAACUACAGUUCACACAACGACUCGCGUUUUCUGUACAUUGGCUCAUGUUAUACAUGGGGGAAUAUGAGAGCGGCGGAGGAACCGAAAGCGACAGCAGCAGCCCUGGCUAUAAGUAUAACGAUAAAUAAUGACUGCGAAACGGGCGAAGUGUAAUGCCAGAUCGCUAAAAACUGGCUGUCGCGAAAGACAGGACAAAUCUGUUUAGGUGUUAUAGUUUUUUUUUUGGUAUAAAUUUGGCGUGGAGGCACCUCCCUGCCUGCCCUGCGCCGCGGUGUGUGCGUGUUUUUCGGGAAGGCUUCAUCGCAUCACCGCGCUGCAGUGCGUUACUGUAACCGUGCAUAGGUGCCACGCCGCCGGCUACAGCUGCGCCGUCGGCCGAUACUAUGUCAAAAACAGACAGAGACAAAGUAACACUGCGAAUCAAUCCUGCUGAUCUAUGCAAUGAAAAAAUGGCAACUUUGGUCUCUGACGGCUGUGUUUUGUAGCCACAAAGAAGUGCAAGUGUGCAGACAACUGUUUUGGAGUGGUGUUUGUGCCCGAUUUUAAAAAGACUUUUCUUGUUUGUUGUCAACAGCUUUGAACUGCAGCAGAAUAGGCAGCCCGCAUGGAACGAGCAGGGAACAUCCAACUUGAUAUUCCGGACUUCAGCAACUCCGUCCUGUCGCACCUGAACCAGUUGCGCAUGCAGGGCCGCUUGUGCGACAUCGUGGUCAACGUUCAGGGCCACAGUUUCCGUGCCCACAAAGUGGUCCUCGCCGCCAGCUCCCCCUACUUCCGGGACCACAUGUCGCUCAGUGAGAUGAGCACUGUGUCCAUCUCGGUUAUCCGUAAUCCUUCCGUUUUCGAGCAGCUACUUUCGUUCUGCUACACGGGUCGGUUGUGCUUGCAACUCACGGAUAUAAUCAGUUACCUGACGGCAGCCAGCUUCCUACAAAUGCAGCAUAUUAUUGAUCGCUGCACCCAGAUUUUAGAGGGCAUCCACUUUAAGAUCAGCCUAUCGGAUGUGGAGGAAGAGCUUGGGGGCGGAGCCCACAGAACCACCAACCAAACAAUCGAGUCAGGAAAAGGCGGAAUGGCACUAGCGGGGUCCCGUACCCUAAGUCCCAGACAUAGCAGCUCUAGGUUGAUCAGCAACACCGGAGGGGUGAUCAACAUCCGUGAUGUGAGGGAAGUCCGAGAAAUCAGUCCUCCUGGUGAGUCCAUGAGCCCUCAGAUCGUGGAGCACAGUGGAAUUGGCUCAGAAGAGGUGGGAUCUGGGAAAGUGCCCAUUCUCCGUAUCAAUCGAGCCGGGCAGUGGUAUGUGGAGACAGGGACUGAAGUGGACAGGGGCGGAGAGGAGACCGUGAGGGUAGUGGAUGGGUUUCGGAUUAAGACGGAAAGGAUGGAGGAGUGGAUGGGGGCAGAGACUCGGGCGUCGGCAGAAGAGGGCAGCGGGGCAGAGGAGGGGCCAACGGUGAUGAUUGAAACCUCAGGACGUAGCACACUGGUGCAGGAUGGGGGAAGAGGGGGGAAAAGUUCCCAGCCUUCCAGUAGCUUCAGUGAGACAGAGAGGUUUAGUCCAACAGGAAGUGUGGUGGUGAUGGCUGACCGACAAAGAGCAAAGAGUGAGUCUCCAGGAAGAGUUGAUGACCAGAGACAUCCCACCUCACAGGGAGAAGAACAAGCUGUGUUUGACAUGGGAGGAUACGAGGAGUACCUCCGAGAACAGGUAGGUGAUCGGUGGUUCCGCUACAACCCCCGUCUUACCUGCAUCUACUGCUGCAAGUCCUUCAACCAGAAGGGUAGCCUAGAUCGCCAUAUGCGCCUGCACAUGGGCAUUACCCCCUUUGUUUGCCGCAUCUGCGGGAAGAAAUACACCCGCAAGGACCAGCUCGAGUACCACAUUCGGAAGCACACGGGAAACAAGCCCUUCCACUGCCACGUUUGUGGCAAGAGCUUCCCCUUCCAAGCCAUUCUCAACCAGCACUUCCGUAAGAACCAUCCAGGAUGCGCCCCACAGGAGGUGUCCCACAGUGCCUCGCCCGAGACCACUACAGUCACCUCCCGGGGAGGCCAGAACGAAGAUGAGUCACCCACCCAGGAGGAGCCUGAGGGCAACGGUGGAGGAGCCGGUUCGACCUUUGGAGAAGGGGUACAACCUUCAGUCUCCACAACUGGGCCAGAUUGAUGGCUUCUGAGGGGAAAAAUAUUGAAGGCCAAAGUAUACUUCAGUUUUCUGCGUGCCGAUAUGUCUUGCGCACAGUGCGUAGUUUUCCUAGACACCAGGACAGUCCUUGUCUUUUUGCGUCAUUGGCCGUAUGCUUACACGCGUAUACUUUGAAAGGCUGAGUGCUCAACUGUGCAAGAGAUGGAACAGCACAUGUAAAAACGAAGUAUACCCUAGCCUUAAGAGUCCAUGGAGACAGAGGACAAUGGGGUCCAACAGGACCUUGUCUUCAGAGACCCCUAUGUCCCCUGGCUUCCACCAUCCACACUGAGAAAUCGCAGUAGAGUUGGAAUUAGAACGUUCUCUUUGCUGCUGUCAACAAGGAACGGAUAAAAAAAAAGGGAGAAUCUUCUGCAUUAUACUUGGACGAAGUUUUGGACAAAUGUUUUUUUUUCAUUGACAGCAAAAAUGCAAAGAACUGUUUGCUUGGACUAGUAUUCUAUAGGGAUUUAUAAAUGGUAUUUCCGCUUUAAACCGCAUCUACCUUCACCAUACAAACUGAACAGGACGUCAGCAAAUGAAGACAAGCCACACUCCAACAACCUCACACACCAC
Myxocyprinus asiaticus (Chinese sucker) is the source of this 2842-nucleotide messenger RNA. It is a transcript of the gene zbtb37, whose product is annotated as zinc finger and BTB domain containing 37. Bases 686 to 2248 code for a protein of 520 amino acids. Lineage: Eukaryota; Metazoa; Chordata; Actinopteri; Cypriniformes; Catostomidae. Gene Ontology annotation, molecular function: DNA-binding transcription factor activity, RNA polymerase II-specific; RNA polymerase II cis-regulatory region sequence-specific DNA binding; protein binding. The record is from RefSeq and is a predicted model, not a curated record. Gene Ontology annotation, biological process: regulation of transcription by RNA polymerase II. The transcript is spliced from 4 exons.